Purpureocillium takamizusanense is the source of this 2952-nucleotide messenger RNA. RefSeq lists its product as uncharacterized. The coding region runs from base 856 to 2772 and encodes 638 amino acids. The record is from RefSeq and is a predicted model, not a curated record. The transcript has 4 exons. NCBI's taxonomy places the organism in Eukaryota, Fungi, Ascomycota, Sordariomycetes, Hypocreales, Ophiocordycipitaceae.
GUAGUAUCGGUCCAGGAGGGUUCACUGCCGAUGUCGCUUUGUUUAUACGUGCUUCGUGCGUAGGUAGCAUUAAACGGGUGGUCUCGGCCGGUAUGUUGGGCUAGCGCACGCGUUGAUGCCAAGCCGAUGAAGCGUGACUGUGAUGAAGGCGAACAUGACUUGGUAUCUAACACAAAGAAAGGGUCGCUUUCUUUCGACUUGGGGGCCGUCUUGGUCCGUCUGCUAACGCCGCCCGCUCAUCGUCAAGGACAAGGAGAGAGAGCAACGGAGUAGAUCCCCGUUCGGCGACCCAGAUGCUGCCGAAGCCACGUCCCGGCGGCCUUGGCUCUCUCGCUCGGACUCGACCCGUCCUCCCCCUGCAACAAGAGCCGCUGGGCUGCAACAUGUCGAAAGCUUAACUUAAUCGGGGCGGCCGAUGGCGGUGGAGCAUCCCUCCCCUUCAUGGGCGGCCCCCCAUUGCCUGAGCGUGACGAUGAUUGAUGGUGGUGGCCAGCCGCCUACCAGCCAGCUGGGCUUCCAGUCGGACAGCGGUGCUACAGCACGACGUGCGUGUACACCGCCGCCUUGGAGAGUGACGCUGCUUGAUAGGAAAGCAACCCCAGAGCCGAAGGAGACUUUGACUUGCAGGACCCGGGCUCUCUAAGCAGCCUAGCACCAUACCGAGGUCAAGGCGGCAGCGGUCGCCGGAGUAGUGAGUCCGCGCCUAAAGGGAAAAGAAAGUCCCGGAGUUUGAUAUGUAUAUCUCGGCCGACCCGCCCUCUGUUACAAGCAGACGCCCAACAUCAAUACAUUGGGUCAAAUCGACCACACUCUUUUUUUAUUCACCGCGCGCCUGCUUGGUUUGUUUUGGUGCCAAUGCUCAAGCACAGCCUCUGCGAGAGACGGAAAUGUCACAGUCAUUGGACUGUUUUCCAGAUUAUGACAGAGCCCUUGGUCGUCGCCCACCAUGUCGGUCGCCGGUCGCCCACGGCGCCACCACCACCAAGCCCCAACAAUAACAACCGGCGCGACGGCAGCAGCCACGGGGAGAAAGAUGCAGGUGACCACGACGUGCCCGCGAAGAAGUCAAAGACCAAAUCCAAGUCUCGGGCAGCGAGGAGGACGUUGGAUCAGGACAAGAUGCCAGAGUAUGUUUUCGUGUCAGGCCAAGACCCCAAGAGCAUGCGGAGCCACGCCAUGCGAGAGCACUGGAAACAGCGACGAGUAUCCCUCGAGACCAGCAAGCAAAAGUCAGCCGCGGCCUUGUCGCAUCGACAGAUCCUACCCAAGCACAGGUCAUCACGGAAACGAGGAGCAGCCGACGCCACCUCCAGUCCCAACCCCGUUGUUGUCGAGGAACCGCCCGCGGCCAGCUCCGAUAGUGACGCCGUUUCAGGGGGUUCUCCGUCUACCGUAAAGCAUGAAGCCACAAGCAAGGCCGUGGAACGCUCAGAAGGUUCCAGCAGUCGCUCUUCGAGACGCGAGCUUUCGGAAGAAGCAUUCACGGUGGAUGGCGUACCGAUGCAGAUCUACGCCGCCAUGGACCGCGCGUUGAUGGGGGCUCGGUUCGACCCCUUUGACACGUUUCCCGUGCAGCUCACGGCACAGCAUCACAAGCUCCUGCAUCACUGGUUCAGCACGUAUGCGGCCAUGAUGUUUGAGGACUUGCCAGCCGCGACGUUCAACCCGGUGCGCGAUGUGUGGUUUCCGCUCGACGUGUCCAACGCGGCUUCAUUCAACGUCAUCUUGGCGCACUCGGCGGCCCAUAUCGCGCGUAUGCACGGGCACACGACGUCCAACGAGGCGCUCAAAUUCAAAAUGGAGGCAAUCCGCAUCGUGGCGUCGUGGAUGGACGAUCCGCAGCAGGCGUCGAGCGACGAGGUUAUUGCUGCCGUGAUCAGGUUGUUGACUUAUGAGAGACAUUGGGGAACCGAACAGGAGUGGAAAGUGCACCGGAAUGGACUGCAGCAAAUGAUAGAUGCACGGGGUGGCAUCGCCUCGCUGCAGACGAACUGGAGAUUAGAGCUGGCCACCUUUCUCGUUCUACUCAUGGCGAAGCCUUCAUGGCUGGACAGUUCCAACCACAUUCGCGAGAUUGCCUCGAGGCAACCCCUGACGGCACACUUGCACCCAAUACUCGGCAACAGCGAGAACCUGCACAAGGUGCGAUGCCUCUGGCUCAUAUCCUUUGUGCAGGAUCUACGGACAUUUAUGCACAAAUCCGCGCCUCACCUCCCGCUCAUCGGCGCGGCCCAGUAUCCCGCCAUCCGGGAGGCCAUGGUGCUGCUGGAGACGGACUCGCAGCAGCACGCCAUGGCGUCGCUGUACAACAAGAACUGCACGCACCGCGAGUUCGCCCGCCUGGCGUGCCUUUUCUUCGUAUGCGUGCUCCUGCAGGUGUCAGCCUCGGCGCAGUGGGCCAUCACCUCCGCCAACAGCAGCAGCAGCAGCGGUAACAUCGCAAACGAGGAGGAGAUCCACCUGGACAACUGGAGCCGGAUGGACGUGCUCGAGUCCUUCCUCAAGAACAACUGGGCCAUGUGGCAGGGCAGCGCCGAGGACCUCUACAUGUCCCUGUUCCACAACCUGUACGACUUUCCGUACAAGGCGCAGACGACCGAGUACGUCCUGAACCUCACGAGCGUCAUGGGCUCGGCCAACCACGACGCGCGGAGGGGCGUGGAGAGGUGUCUGCUGCAUAUCCUGUUCCAGUCGCAGAGCAGUCCCAACGAACAGGCCGUGCAUGAUGGCUGGACCCCUGAUACUUUGCUUUCGUCCUUGCAUGGGCUAUAGAGUGGACAGGACACCAAUGUGGAAUAAUCUGACGAGUGGCAUGGCAUGGCAAGGAGCAAGGAGCCGGGGCAUGCUGGACGGCUUAGAGCGCAUGGCGUUUGGCGGGUUCGGUGACGACAUCUAAAAGUAAUGCCGAGAUGAUACUCCGGGUAAUGAUGACUGAAAUUACGUAUACCUCCC